This is a messenger RNA of Prunus avium (sweet cherry), 1278 nucleotides long. The record is from RefSeq and is a predicted model, not a curated record. Lineage: Eukaryota; Viridiplantae; Streptophyta; Magnoliopsida; Rosales; Rosaceae.
GUACUCUUAUAUGUGGUACUAGCUAUUAUGCUUGUCAACCAACCCAACAAGUACCAGACAUCGAGAGAGCCACCGAGCCAUCGAACCAUCGAGAGAGCCAUUUGAAAUGGGAAUUGUAGAAGAAGCUCACAACGUGCGGGUCCUGGGCUCAGGCCAGCAGGUCAUAGUCCUAGCCCACGGCUUCGGCACCGACCAGUCGGUCUGGAAGCACCUCGUCCCCCACCUCAUCGACGACUACAGAGUCAUCAUGUACGACAACAUGGGCGCCGGAACAACAAACCCCGAAUACUUCGACUUCGAACGCUACGCCACCCUCGAGGGCUACGCCUACGACCUCCUCGCCAUUCUCGAGGAACUUCGGGUCGGGUCUUGCAUCUUCGUCGGCCACUCUGUCUCCGGCAUGGUCGGCGCCAUCGCCGCCAUCACCCGCCCCGACCUCUUCACGAAGCUCGUCAUGAUCGGCGCCUCCCCUAGGUAUCUCAACGACGUGGACUACUACGGCGGGUUCGAGCAGGAAGAUCUGGAGCAGCUGUUCGAUGCGAUCCGAUCCAACUACAAGGCGUGGUGCUCUGGUUUCGCACCCAUGGCGGUCGGCGGGGACUUGGACUCGGUGGCGGUCCAGGAGUUCAGCCGGACCCUCUUCAACAUGCGCCCCGACAUUGCCCUCAGCGUCGCCCAAACCAUCUUCCAGAGCGACACGAGACAAAUUCUCCAUCUGAUCACAGUGCCCUGCCACAUUUUGCAGAGCGUAAAAGACCUCGCUGUCCCUGUCGUCGUCACAGAGCAUCUGCACCAGAAUCUGGGCGGCGAGUCAAUCGUGGAGGUCAUGUCAUCGGACGGUCAUCUUCCGCAGCUGAGCUCGCCGGAUAUUGUUAUACCGGUGAUGCUCCGGCACAUUAGAUACGAUAUUGCGGCGUAAUUGUAGUAAAAAAUAAUUAUGAUAAUAAUAAUGUAGGUGGUGGGGGUGAUUAGUUUUUUUUUUGGUUUGUUUUUGUUGAUGUUGUUUUUGGUGGUGGGUGUGGCUAGAUUGGGGGCCAUUUGUUAGCUUUGGGACGAUAGGUUUUUGUUGAGGUAAAUGCUAGCCUUAUAAUAUUUUUAUACUAUAUCACCUCUUUAAUAGAGAUGGAGCUCACCAAUACAAUUGGGUCAUCUUUAUUAGAGAGACAGUACAUAAUGUGAUAUAAAAAUGUGGUAAGUUUAGUAUUUUCCUUUUUAUUGUGUGGUCUUUGUUGGUUGUCGUGUUCAAAAGUCGUGGAUGGUGUGUGAUGCUGUUGAUCA